AUGAUUGAGAAUUUGCAAUUUGAACUUAAAGUUGAACAAGCUAAAGUUGAUAAAAUUAGGAAAGAAUGGAGUAUAAAGAAAUAAGAUUAUGUAAAUCAAAUAUCAUAAUUAUCGAAAAGCAAUCAAUAAAAAUCAGAAGUACUGAGCAAAUUAGAAAAUGAACUCAAAGAUAUGAGGGAUAAAGUAUAAUACUUUUAUCAAAAUUACCAAAUUAAGGAUAAACAGUGCGGAGAACUGAAUAUAUUAAGUAAGGAAUGCAAAGCUGAUAAGUUCAAAAUUGAAGUAGAAUACGCAAGAGAAAAGGAAAGGUUUGCUAAAUUAGAAGAAGAAUAUGAUAUUCUCUAAUCUUCUAAUGAAUAGUUGUGUGACUAAAUAAGAUAGUAUUCUGAGCAAAUUUUAAAGAUAGAGAACUAAAAGUAGAUAGUAAUAAAUUAAAAGAAAAAAGAAUGGGAUAAACUUAGAGAUUUCUUAACUAUUAUCACAUCUGAAUCCACAAAAAAUAAUAAUGUCUAAUAAAAAGAAGCAACCAAGAAUAUAGUUAUCUUAGUUGGUAGGGCUAUAGAGUAAAUCUAUUAAUUAAGUCAAAAGAGAGUCCAGUAAGAUUUUGAUCUUAUGGAGUAAAGACUCAAGUUGACCCAAUAAAAUAUGCGGAAGUUGAAAAUGGAGUUCUAAAAGAUCAAUUCUGAGCGAGUAUUUUAUAAACAGAUCUAUAAGAAAAGGAUUGUUAAUGAGUCUACAAUUUAAGACUCUGUUUAAAAAUCUUAAAUAGUAGACAAGCUAACGAUGUCCCUCUCUUAGAGUUAACUUAGGCCAAUUCGAAACAAUUCCAUCUAAAAGAAAAAUCUCUACUAAGAGGUCUUAAUAAAGUAAAAUAAAGAUGUAUCUGAUAUUCUUGGCUUGGUAGAAGACAAAAGACAAGGUUUAAUCAAUCACUUAUAAAUUUCUCCUAUAAAAAUGUUUAACUUAGAAAAAGAAAUGUCGAAGAGAGACAAUAAUAUGAACUUUGAAGAUCUAAAUAAUAGUGAUAGUGAGAAUAAUUGCUAAGUUCUAAGCGAAAUUGAUACAUUUAGAUCAAAAGAUGUAGAUGUAGCACUAGAGAAAGCUCAACAGCUUAUGAAAUUUAAGCAUGAUAGGGAAUUUAUCAACAAAGUUCUCGAUGCUCAAAUUAGAGUUAAUGAAAUAGAGUAAAAUAUUCUGAAAAAUGCAACAUCCUUAUCAAAUUCAAAAAAAUCAGUUUCAAAGUCAUCAGCUAAGAAACCAAUCAAGGAUGCAAAGUAAACUAAGUAUGAUUAUGGAGCAAUGGCAGCAAGUAGACCUAUUAGGAAUUGA
This is a messenger RNA of Stylonychia lemnae, 1329 nucleotides long. The record is from the annotation of a GenBank genome assembly. Lineage: Eukaryota; Ciliophora; Spirotrichea; Sporadotrichida; Oxytrichidae.